Molecule: messenger RNA, 6681 nt
Organism: Bacillus rossius redtenbacheri
Lineage: Eukaryota; Metazoa; Arthropoda; Insecta; Phasmatodea; Bacillidae
Gene: fwe
Product: calcium channel flower
Exons: 6
Coding region: 499-1080 (193 amino acids)
Biological process (GO): vesicle-mediated transport
Cellular component (GO): membrane
Source: RefSeq, a predicted model, not a curated record
AGUAAGCGCGCAUGUAUGAGGACGUAUAAAUGCUCAUGUUUGAUUAUGAGUGAAAACCAUGUUGCUUAAGUACACUAGCUCGGUGCAAGCAGUCCAUUCUAAUUCCCUGUUACAUUUCUUUUAUGCUGUACCAAAUGCCUGCUAUCAUUUAGUGGUAACAGACACUGAAGAUCCUUACAAAAUGCUCAAUGGAAAUAAAUUGCACCAUCAGAAUUCAUUUGUACAUUUUUCGUAAAAAUAACAAUUAUUUACAUCCUUCGUGUUUCUUUACAACAAAAAUCAUUUUUAGUAGGUUCUAGCUCAUGUACCAUAAUGACGUUGCUGUACGAUAAGAAAAGGGGUUUAAGUUGAAACAAGCUGCGUUUCUUUACUAUUUUUCUUUUCUAUGAGUACGUCUCACCCUGUCAGCUGUUUGUACUUUGAGCAGACUCGUUGUUGAUGAGGUAAAGGAAUUAUCAAGAAAAUCUGGUUAAAUAGGUUGAAGCAGUAAACUGGAAAAUGUCGUUUGCUGAAAAGGUAGCUGGAAUAAUGCAUAGACCCGGCGAAGAUGCUGUUCAUAAAGACGAUGUGCCAUGGUGGUUGAAGUAUGCUGGCCGAGGACUAGGAACUGUUGGUGGGAUACUUGCCAUUGGCCUGGGGGUGUGGAACUGUGUGAGCCUCAUUUGGGGUGACGUGGGUUGUUUAAUCAGCGGAAUGUGGCAGAUGGUGGCUGGAUUUCUUGUCAUAAUUAUUGAAGCACCAUGUUGCUGCUUGUUCAUAGACUUUGUUCAGAAUUUAAGUGACUGGGUUGAAAGACGUCCAUACUGGAACAGAGCAGCAUUUUAUGUCAUAAUUGCUCUACCAGCCGUAAUUCUGUGUCCUGGCCUUGGCAGUUUGUUUGGAAGCGGUUUAAUUUUCGCCACUGGAGUUAUUUAUGGAAUGAUGUCUCUCGGGAAGAAGGCCACAGCCGAAGAGAUGAGGUCCAACGCAGUUGCCGUGACGCUGCCUCGGUCGUCCACUUCACAGAUGCAGUCUACACUCGUCGACAACGCUCAGCCUGUCAGCUUCACAGGAGCACCUGGAUUCGACAGCGGAGUAUGAUGGCGUUGAUUCGCGAGACAGUGUGUAUUUAUUGUUGUUCGUUGUUGACUGCUGUUGUGGAACUGCGGGCAAGAACUGUUGUGUACCCUUCGUUAAAUACCAAGUGUAUCAUACCAUCAUCGUGUAUCGUAUGUUUAACGUGAGUACGUAAAUUGGAAAAGCAGGCUUCCCUUGAUUUUGUUCUGAAGAAAUAUGAUUUAUGUAUAAUUAUUGUAUAAAAAGCAACGUUCAAGAACCUUUAUAAAUCUUCCGCUGUCCUGCCAGGUAAUAUUUAGAAAUUAAUAGAUAGAGUAAACAUUCAGUGUUGGAGAAAAGUAACAUGUUAGCACGACCUAAAGUAAUUGUACACAGUAACAUUUAAGUGAAUCAUCUUUCAUGAGCUCCAGAACAUAGUUUUAUUCACUGAUAUGUCAUACUCAUAGAUUGUGUUGAAACAUUUGUAUAUGUAGUUUUAGAACAUUUAUUUUUGAUAUAUGUGGGAAAUUUGGAAAACAAUUGUAUUUGUAGAAAAUAUCACCAUAAAACAAGUAAGAAAGAAGUCAAAAGUUCAGAACAAAACUGUUUUUUUUGUUAUGAUAUCUGUUUAAUUAUUUUUCUGCUUGCUACUGGUGCAUGCGCAUGGACAGUGUUACACAAAUACAUACAAAAUGUUAUAGCGUUUAAAUGUUUAAAUGAAUUGUGUGUGUAUGUAAAAUUGAAUACAAAAGUUGUGUUGGCCUUUGUUACACUAAUAAUCGUUGAACUUGAAUGUUGUUAGUAGUGAUGGGUCAGUCCCGGUUCUCGGUUCUGCCAGUUCUCAGCAAAUUAACCAGCAUCGAAAACCGUAAAUAUAAUGAUGGUACCAAGAUCAUGAAAAGCAUAACAGCUAAACCUUUCCCAGUAAGAAAACAAUAAACUUCCUGUAAAACGCCGCAGAAUAUCGCCGGUGACCAACACGCACGUCAUUUUUACUUCACUUUAAACCCUGUGUGACAAGAGAAUGGUUGGUAAAUUUUUGAAAAUUACGGGCAUCACAGACAAAGGGCAGUCACUCUAGCAGCUAGUCCGCCCAGAUGGGAAGAUAACACAUAAGUGUCGGAACAUAAACAAAUUUUUUUUGCCAAGAUUCCAAACCUUUUUGGUCCUUUUUUUCACUGGCAGAUAAGGAUGAUCAUUUAAACUAAAAGUAGACCUAAAGAAAAAUAACAAGACUCAAUAUACUUUUUGAAAAUUAUCAAAAAAAUAGACAUCCAUGAUUUAAAGUUGUAAAAUACUAAUUAACUGUAGGUAUUACCUACGACGUUUGAAGCUUUACAUCACUUAAAGAGCCGGAAAUAUUGCGGCACAUGAAUUCGGGAAAAUCACCAAACACUAUUAUUAAACAGUAGAAAAUUUUUUUUAACAAAAGUUAGAUAUAUUUUAAAAGGUAUUUUUUUUUUUUUAGAUUCACUUGUUUACUUAUUUGUAAAUGGUUUCAAUCCAAAAUUUGUGUAUCUAUUUAUGAAUAUCCACAUAUUAUUUAACUUUUUCUUUAAUCAUUAAACGAAAAGCGCAAACGCACGAGAAUAAUGACAUGCUGAAACAUGUAUAUAGUACAUUGUUGUAGAAAUAUGGAAUACUAAGGAUUCAGUUACAAAUUAUCAUACGCUAUACCCAAAAUUAUGAUAUGUGAUAAUAGAUUAUUACUAUAGCACUGGAGCAGCAGUAGGAUGCAUAGAUGAUAUAUUUAUCUUAGUUUCAGACAACAAGGAUUUGAAAAAUUAUAUAUUUUACUUGGUUUAUUGUUAUUAAACCUGUCAGAUUAUUAACAAUACAUUUUUAAAGUGUAUCAAAAUGAACUCCUGUCACUAGUGUAAGGCAUGAAGAAAAAGAUAACCAAGUAUCUUGGAGGCCCAAUGUUGAUUCAGAAUUGUUCUGUCCACUUGUCCUCCUUCUGAAAGCCUUCAAUGCCACAAGACUGGUACCUCACAUCACGUUCUCUCUCAUUUCGCCAGCACUGUCUGGCAAGAGUUUUUUUUACGUCACUCCCACCCCCUUCUCCAAUAGGAUGAUUUUCUGUACAUUUGCCCAUCUGACAUGCCGGACAGCUUCAGCAUUCCACUCCAGUCAAACAAAUUUAUCCCAGCCAUAGAUUUUCAAGCCAAACAAAACAAUCCAAUGACAAUAAUAAUUCCAAUAAUCUUAAGGUUUUUAUUUUGCAAGACAAGGGAUCCUUUCAUUAUUUCAUGUAUAUAAAUAUCUACUCACUUUUAUUAAAUAUUCAUUAAAUAAGUAUUAAAAUUAUCUUCUCUGAAAAUAUGCCGUAAGAAGGGUAUGAGAGGGAUUAAUUUUUAAAAAUAUAAUUGCAUGUAGUAACACGAGAAACAACUGUGCUACUUGGGGCUAGGUGGCUUGUUUGUGGUCUAAUUAUGGUUAAGUGGGGUGCUGAUGAGUCAUGUUAAACACAGACAAUUUAUUAGGGCAUACUGUAUCUUUGGCGUGUCUUGAAAUUGUGUGGAGGUUAACCUAAAACUGAGAACCGAGAACAGAUAUUUAAGUUUGAACCGAACCGAGAACUGGGAAAAAAGUAGAACCGACACAUCAGUAGUUUUUAGAACCUGCAGCUUGUAACAAAUCAUUUAAACUAUUAAUACUAAUUAAUGCAUGAAAAGUAACAUAGUGUAACGGAAUAAUUUGUAUUUUGCCAUCAUAUAUUUCAAGUUCAGAAAAGUGUUUGUGUUGUGUUGCAAGUAUAUAUUACACUGAAUUUGCUCACGUUGCAUGUUUUUAAAACUUGUUGCUCUUUAUUUGACAUAAAAAUGAUAAAAUGCAUAAUUUUUUUCCCUGAUAGACACAUGGUAAGUAAACACUAGUAGUAUCUGGUUAUGACAUUAGUUCCAUAUUGUGAAGGAAAGGAGAAAAUGUUCAGUGGCAUUGAGACACGAGCUUGCCAUUGUCUGCCCGUGAGAAAUUCUUAUACUCCAGUAGCAGAAUGAAUAUGAAUUCCUUGUAAAAUCAAGAUCUGGGUAAUUGUACUAUUUAACGUUAGUGGGUUAAUGAGGUAGCAUGUUUUUGUCAAAGUUAUCUGAAUAUAUGUAUUAAUUUAAAUAAUAUUUGUGUUUUAAAAAGUUAGUUAAAAUCAAAAUCCUUUAGUUCCAAAAUAGGGUGUCUUAGUGAUAUUGCUGCUGCAUUUUUGGAGGGGUCAAAGGUGAUUAAAUAUGCAUUCCAGGGAUUCUUUGUUUCGUCCUUUUACAAUCAAAAAAACUUUAAUAACAAAAUUAUUUGAAAUGGUUGGUUAUGUAUUGUUGGGUCCUAAAUUUUUAAGUUGAGGGUUAUAUCUCCCAUAUAAUAAGCUAGGAAAAUAAUACAUAAUAUCAAAAAAAUAAUUAUCACAUCUGUAAAUGUCUGGAAAGUUACUGGGAAUGAUUGAAUGUAAGCACUGCCUGGUACACACUAUUAAAGUUUUCAGAAAGCCUAGCUAAAUAGUUAUGUGUUUUUUUAUGAUUAUUAAGAGUAUUAUUUAAUUAGUGGUCAACAUAAAAAGGUUACAGCUUUUUUCAUUGGAUAAUAAUUGCAGUUAGUAUUAGAUACUAUGAUUGUUACAGUUCGAUGUUGAUUGAUACUAUCAGUUGGACCCUUUGUACUUUUGUACAAACUUAAUUGCUAGAGGUGUUUUAAUCUCUUAGUUUGCCAUUGUCAUUUAUGUAUAUGUUCACAAUUAAACUGUGAACAACGCUGAUCUUGACUACAUUGCGUCUUUUUUUUUUGUUUUAAAAUUAUCAGUUUAUUGGACAUACGCAUUACUUAAUCGUAGGUUCACAGUAAGAUAAUUCCAUAGAAUUAUUCCUAAGUUUGUAUAUUUUUAUACAAAAAACCAUUUUAUUAUCAAUACAAAUGUAACUACAUAAGAUACGGAUACACAUAUUUAAUUACAAAUACUGAUGGGUUGGUCUCGGUCCUGCUGGUGCUCAGCAAAUUAACCGCCACCGAGAACUGUAAAUAAAUAUAAUGCCGGUACCGGUACCACAAAAAGCAUAACAGCUAAUCCUGUCCCCGGUGAAAAUACAGUAGGCUCCAGGUUAAAUGCUGCAGUAUGUUGCCGGCGACCAACACGCACGCCUCAUUUUUAAUUAACUUUAAGCCCUUUGUGACAAGUGAAUGGUUGGUAAGUAUUAUAAAAAUGCUGGCAACACAGACAAAGAGAAAUCUUUCCUUCCCUCACCGCUAGCCCAGCCAGAUAGAAAGAUAACACCAUUUACCCCUGAACUCAGCGUUGUUCAAAGUUUUAUUUGCCUGUUUAAUAAAUGUUUGGGAAAUGAGUAUUUUACUGAGACUGUUUAAAUGUAUAUUUUGAUUUUAAGGGAAUGUCAAGUAUGAGCAGUUGUUUUUUGCUCUUACAUAUUGUGAUUUAUUUAUUAAGUGGUUUAUGGGUAUCUAGUCCUGAUUUUGAUAAGUUAUACUUGAUAACAUUGAAUUUUUUUUUCCAAUGCCAUUUGUUGUGAGAAAGAUAACAUUCACAAUAAAUGUGUUAACAGAUUUUGUGUUUAUAUGUGUUUUGUGAUUACAGAAUUUUGCAGGCUUUUGCAGCCACUGAAACUGGUGUGUCGACGUUAAGCUGUCUCCUUGCGGUAGAUUGUACUGAAGUUUCGCUCUUCAUUGUAGCAGGCAUCUUCAGGGUUAAGCAAUCAAAAUGCCUGCUGCAGUGCAGGGCUAAACAUCAGUACAAUGUACCACAGUAACGUGGCUCAACUUUGAAAGCCAAGAUAUUACAUUAAUUAAGUAUUCAUUUACUCACUUGAUAGCUUAAGAUUUAAUGUAUUUAGUUAGUGUUGAAUUUUGCUCAUUAACAAAUUUGGGGGUAAAAAUAUUGACUGUAAUAUGUAUUAUAAUUUUGAAAGAUAACUUUUUUCCUUACUAGCAUAUAGGAGCAGUAGAUAAAUAGUUUGUAUCCUGUAUCCAAGUUUAUCCCUUGAUCCUGUGGUAUUUGAUGCUUGUUGUUUCAAUACGUCAAAAAAUCCUGGACAUAACAAAAACAGGAAUAUCACAACACAAACAAUUUAAACGGGAAUAUCACAACACAAUUUAUGUAAUAUCUUGUGGAAAUUUUUUCUUUCAUAUAUAUUUUACAAUCAUAGUUAUUGUUAUAACACAAAAUUUCAUUAUGUCCAGGAUCUUUCAACACACUAAAUAAAAAAACAGCAAGCAUCCUGUACAUCAUGUAAUACACUAUCAGUGUACUAUAUAGGAUCAUGCCAUCAGGAUCAAGGGAUAAUCUUGGAUACGUGAUAUGGAACUUUUACUGAGUAAUAUGUUUUGUUUUAUUACUUGCUUAACUUUUUGCGAAAUUGUACUAUCUAUCAUUGUUUCUAUUUACCUAUUCCAAAGUUCCACAAUGUUGAUUCAAUAGACGAGGAAAAAAUCCUAAAAUGAUAACCAUCCUUGUUAUUGUGUUCAUUUAGAUCACUACAAAGUAGGAAGUGGUACUUCUAAUUCAGAAUGUGUAAUCUAAAGCUUAGUUCGUAAUAAAAACAAUGUUGAUUGUUCCCAAAACAUGAAAAAUGUCAAUUUGCCUCAUAUCAAAUGUACAAAGAAAACAUAAAAUAAAUAAAAACGUGCAUGACACACACCACUAUGUUAGAAAAA